Molecule: messenger RNA, 693 nt
Organism: Klebsormidium nitens
Lineage: Eukaryota; Viridiplantae; Streptophyta; Klebsormidiophyceae; Klebsormidiales; Klebsormidiaceae
Source: the annotation of a GenBank genome assembly
AUGUGGGCCGGAGAUGGUCUGCCACCUCAAGCGCACCUUGUACAAGCUGCGCCAGGGCCGCGUGCGUGGCACAUGCGCCUGAAGGAGGAGCUCGUGGCGUUCAUGGCGCACGCAGCGCUUUUCACGAGGAUUGUAGCCGGGGAGCAGGUCUACCUCGUGGUGUUAGUGAACGACAUCCUCGUGGCGGCUCGUGGAGCGGAGCGAAUUGCGAAGGUGAAGGCGCACUUGGCAGAGAAGUUCGACAUGCGCGAUCGGGGGGCGGCGACGUACUCCCUCGGAAUGGAGCUGACAUGCGACAGGAAGGCGCGCAUGCACCCAGAAGCUGACGUAGAAGAGGCUGACGGGAGAGCUAUCGGACGUUACGGACAAGCGGAAGCGCGGGCGGGGGGACAAGUUAACGAAGGAGGGCCCGACAUCGCACAGUCGGUGGGCGCGCUUGCGCACUACAUGGCGGGGCCGACGAAGGCGCACUGGCGGGCGGCGCUUGAAGUUGUGCGCUCCUUGGCAGAGAUGGCAGAGGACGUGCGAUCGAAGCACAAUGACGUGAUUCAUCAGUUUGCACGGGAGCGCAUGGCACGCAAGGAGGUCGCGUUCGCGUACUGCAAGACGGAGGACAUGAAGGCGGACAACAUGAUUGAGGCGCUGGCACCGGGGAAGUUCGAGGAGUGCAAGAGCGAGAUAUCAAUCGCAUAG